AUGGCACCACAAAUGCCAUCUCAUGGGCGUCGAUCGAGGGCUGAAGUCGACGAUGAAAGUCCAGAAAAUCCUACACCCUCGCAAUCGGCGAAACGACGUCGUACAUCACAUUCCGAAUCUGAAGAAGGAACUCGUGAACCCGAUGCUUCGGCAUCCUCCAGAGAAGAAUAUGGCAGACGACACGGCGGAAAUAACCCCAACAAUCCUACAAUCGCAUCGGGACGCGGCAAGUUUGUCCCAGGAGCCAUAGUUCGCGUUAAGCUCAACAAUUUCGUUACCUACGAGAGUGCCGAAUUCUUUCCAGGCCCAAAUUUGAAUAUGGUAAUUGGUCCAAAUGGUACUGGUAAGAGUUCCUUGGUUUGUGCCCUCUGUUUGGGCUUGGGCUCUUCAGCAAAAAACCUCGGUCGGGCGGACAAAUUGGGAGAAUUUGUCAAGCAUGGUUCAAAGGAUGGUUUCAUCGAAAUCGAACUUCAGAGAAGAAGCAACGAACACGAGAAUCAUAUCAUUAGAACUCGAAUUGUCAAAGAUGGGAAUAGUACCGAAUUUUGGAUAAAUAACAAGAGAACAACCCACAAACUUGUUCAAACUCUGGUCCAAGGAUUCAACAUUCAAAUCGAUAACCUUUGUCAAUUUUUGCCACAGGACAAGGUAUCCGAGUUUGCAGCAUUAACACCCGUCGAACUCCUACAUCAUACACAACGGGCAGUUGCUGCACAAGAAAUGUUGGACUGGCAUGACAAACUCAAGAAUUUGAGGAAAGAUGAGAAAUCGAAGCAACUGCAGGUCGACGAAGACAAGGAACAGUUAAUAAAUCUCGAAAAACGACAGGCGGGGCUACGUCCGGAAAUGCAACGACUCGAAGAGCGAAUUCAAAUUGAGAAGGACUUAGAGAAGCUGAAGAAUAGCAUUCCUUUCGUGGAAUACAGGGCGGCACGUGCCCGGCAUCGGGAAUGCAAGCAGGAGAAGAUAGAAGCAACAAAGCGAUUUCGUACUCUGGAAAGCCAGGUCGAACCGACUCUGAGAUUAGUCAACGAGAAGGAUUCCUUGGGGAAACACUUAGUCAAGAUUGUUUCCGGCCGUAAGAGAAAUCUUCAGCUUGCAGAAGCAACGGCCGAUGAUCUCUUGAAGACAGUUGACGAAUGGGAUGAGAAAAUAGGGGAUUAUGACAGGAGAGUUAAAGCUGUUCAAGUGGCAGAGGAAAAACGUAAGAAAGAUUUAGCGAAAGUUAAAAGGGCCAUACUUGACCUCGAAGUACACCUCCGAGAACCUGAAAUAGAGUUUAAUUCGGCUGAUUACAAUCAGCGCAUUAGAGCAAUCACUCAGGAUAUCAGAGCCAUCCAAGGCAAGCUGAAGGAGCUCCAGGAAAGCCGAGAAGCACUGAAAAACAAAGGUCGAGAUUUGCGAGCUGAACAAGACAGGGCAAGGCAGGCCCUCGCCGACUUUGACAGUCAAGCUGGAAAACAAAUUAAUAAGAUUGCUCAGCAUUCCAAAGAUACUGCUACGGCUUGGAAGUGGGUCCAGGACAACCAAGAUAAGUUUGAGAAGGAAGUCUACGGGCCGCCUUUGAUUACAUGCUCUGUGAAGAACCCGAGAUAUACCGACGCUGUUGAAUCAUUGUUCCGUCAGAGCAAUAUGCUCACCAUCACAGCACAAACUCAGGCGGAUUACAAGCAAUUAAAUAACCAAUUCCAUUCUGCAGAAAUGAAGCUGGCGGAAGUCAGAAUCCAAAUGAGCACCCAGACCCUCGCCGAAACUAUCGGUCGACCACAAUUUUCUGCAGCCGAACUUAAUACUCUAGGUUUUGAUGGUUGGGCCAUUGAUUUUAUUGAUGCCCCAGAGCCAGUACUUGCAAUGUUGUGCAAUGAUAUUCGUGCUCAUAAGACAGCCGUCGCCCUUCAAGAUAUCACUAAUGAACAACAUGAAAGGAUUCUCCGCAGUGGAAUCACAUCCUUCCUGACGAAAAGCACUUCGUACAAGAUCAUGAUGCGAAGAGAAUAUAAUAACGUCUCAUCAAUCCAAACGACUGGAAUCAAUAGAGCCAGAUUUUUCGUUGAUGGCGUUGUAGACACUUCAGGGCGGCGUGUGAUCGAAGAACAUCUCGAAGAACUCGAUCGAAAAUUCGAGAUCAUGAAGAAGGAGUCCAAGGAAAUGAGUGAUAAGAUCCAGCAGUGUGCAGAUACUAUGAACCCAAAAAAAGAUGAAUUGAUGGUGAUCAAAUCCGAGAAGGAACAAAAGCAAAGGGCUCAUGGUGAACAAAGAGCUCUUCCGGGAUUGCUUGCUCGAGAGAAGGAAUCGUUGGAGAGAUUGGAGUCAUCUAGCUCUGAAUCUAGAGCAGAAAUCCAAUCAAUUCUGAAGGAGCAAGACAUUGCUGGUCUCAAGAAGGGAGAGCAAGUGAUGAAACACAUCGAGCAAAUCAAUCAGAUCAUUGCUUGCUCUGAGGAACUUGAUGAAGCCGAAGCUCGACGCAUUGAAGCAGAUUCGGAUAUCCACGCUCUACGAGAGCGCAAUCUUGGCAUUGUCGCAAACCUUGAAUCAGAACGUAAACGACUAGUGGAAAUUGAACAACAAUCAAAGCGAGCGACCGAGACUGCACGAAAUGCGCUCGCCCGUUGCGCGGAGAUCAGAACGGAGGCUGAGGAGAAAGGUGACACUGAAAUUUUAGAUUACUUCAUCAAUAUCCCUCAGGAUCAGACUGUGGAAAAUCUACAGCAUGAAAUAAACAGCGAGGAACAUAAACUCAAUUACAUUCAAGCUAACAAUCCGAAUGCUAUUCGAGAGUACGAGAAACGUCAAGUUGAUAUCAAUCGAUUAAGCACCAAGGUCACUGAUGCCGAGGAUGAACUCGGAGACUUUGCGCAGAAAGUUACUGAGAUCAUGACGAAAUGGGAACCAAGACUUGAUGCACUUGUCGAGCAUAUUAGUCAGGCGUUCUCACACAACUUUGAGCAGAUUGGUUGUGCCGGUGAAGUCGGUGUGUAUAAAGAAGACGAUUUCGAAAAAUGGGCAAUUGAGAUCAAGGUCAAAUUCAGAGAAAAUGAAACCCUCCAGCUCCUUGACAAACACCGACAAUCCGGAGGUGAACGUUCCGUCUCCACAAUCUUUUACCUCAUGUCUUUACAAUCGCUCGCUCGCUCCCCCUUUCGCGUCGUCGACGAAAUUAAUCAAGGAAUGGAUCCCCGUAACGAACGAAUGGUCCAUGGCCGUAUGGUGGAGAUCGCUUGUCAGGAACAUGAUAGCCAAUAUUUCCUCAUCACACCAAAAUUACUUCAUGAUUUGAAAUAUCAUCCAAGAAUGAAGAUCUUGGUUAUUGUUAGUGGUGAACAUAUGCCAGAGGACUAUUCGAAUUUCAGUGUGAAGGGGACGCUGGAUAUUAGGAGACGUAUGAGGAGUAUUGCUGCUGCGUAG
Molecule: messenger RNA, 3405 nt
Organism: Sclerotinia borealis F-4128
Lineage: Eukaryota; Fungi; Ascomycota; Leotiomycetes; Helotiales; Sclerotiniaceae
Source: the annotation of a GenBank genome assembly